This is a messenger RNA of Magnolia sinica, 399 nucleotides long. RefSeq names its product UDP-N-acetylglucosamine transporter ROCK1-like. Lineage: Eukaryota; Viridiplantae; Streptophyta; Magnoliopsida; Magnoliales; Magnoliaceae. Bases 1 to 399 code for a protein of 132 amino acids. The transcript has 2 exons. Gene Ontology annotation, biological process: pyrimidine nucleotide-sugar transmembrane transport. Gene Ontology annotation, cellular component: Golgi membrane. Gene Ontology annotation, molecular function: pyrimidine nucleotide-sugar transmembrane transporter activity. The record is from RefSeq and is a predicted model, not a curated record.
AUGACAACUGAGCUGAGCUGGCAUAAGCAAUCAGUUAAACAAAUAGGGGCCCUAUGCUUACUAAUAAUUGCUGCCAUUCUUCUAAGCUUUGGAGAAGGUUCUGGCAGGGAUUCUAGUGGCAGUAACCCAGAUCAAGUUCUCUUUCAUGGAAUCAUUCCUGUUUUAGUUGCUUCUGUGCUCUCUGGUCUGGCUUCUUCUCUAUGUCAAUGGGCUUCUCAGGUUAGACUCCUUUACAUUCCUCCAUUUUCUCCAUUUUCUUUUAUCCUUUCUAUACUGUUCCUUUUGGUGUACGUGAAGAAACACAGCUCAUACUUAAUGAGUGUGGAAAUGUCUAUAGUUGGAAGUCUGUGCUUAUUGGCAAGUAUGUCUAAGUCUCCUGAUGGAGAAGCCAUCAGAUAG